Erpetoichthys calabaricus (reedfish) is the source of this 4543-nucleotide messenger RNA. RefSeq names its product StAR-related lipid transfer (START) domain containing 7 (gene stard7). The record is from RefSeq and is a predicted model, not a curated record. NCBI's taxonomy places the organism in Eukaryota, Metazoa, Chordata, Cladistia, Polypteriformes, Polypteridae. The transcript is spliced from 8 exons. Gene Ontology annotation, molecular function: lipid binding. The coding region runs from base 852 to 2075 and encodes 407 amino acids.
CGUGUCUUUGGGUCGGUUGUAGCUGCAAGGGACAUGUGGGUCCUGUAGCCAGAGAAAGGGAAGUUGUGAGGGAGACUUGGGGGUCAGGGCAACGUAUGGGACUGUUUUAGGGGGAGGAAAGUCAGAAUUUUGGUUUAGCAUAGCACUAAGGGAAACGGUGUGGCAAGAACCGCUUCUUUAAAACUUUUGGUUUUUGCAGUAGGUGACAGGAAGUAGAAGACUGUGAUAUUAACCAUGAUAUAUUUUAGGGAAAUGAUCAACUGUGCUUAAAGGUGAAGCUUGGCACUGUACUUGCACAUUUUGAUUUCAUCGUUUUGUUGUGCAUAUGCUGGGCAUUAAGUUUUUAGUCGUGCGUUGCGGUUGUGACGCUGUCACCAUUGGAGAUAAGUAGCGUAAAAUUUCAUUUGUAUUCCUCUCAUUUUCGCCCAACGGUGGAGAGAUAGAGAUUGAGCUAAUGAUUGCUCGUCCUUGGCACCUUGACGAGUGGCGGGAACGACUGGCAAAGGGAGCAAGCAAGCAUAGUGUGAAGUGUAAUGUGACAGGGUGCGAUCAAGAGCUAUUAAGCUCCUUACAGCAUUAGCGUCUGUUAAUCACUGUUCUUCGCAUUGACAGAAAUACCACUAACCGUUUAUUUGCAAGGAAUGCCGAAGACAACGGCAGGAUUCUUCCCGUAACCUUGUUAUAUUAAAGGGUGAACAUUUAUUAUUUACAAGUGGUUAGUUGUACUGUGCGUGAUGGUUGUCUAACACCAAAUUCAGAUUUGGGUGAACUGGUUUUGGCAAUUUUUCCAUUUGGUUGAAUACUUGUUUAAAGGUGUUGUAUAAUUUGGAAAGCCAAAUAAAUUUAAAAAGAUGAUGCAGUGUUUGCAGAGAAAACCUAUGCCAGGGCUGUAUUCUUGCUUCAGCUCGGUCCGCUUGGCCAGUGGCUUUCCUCCUAUAAGGGUAGAGGGUGGGUGGUUGGGCAAAAAGAUGGAGACUGCUCUUUUUUGGUUGAAGAAAGGCUUAGGAGUUGGGAGCGAAAAACGAAAGGGAAUGGUAUCAAUCCUAGCCAGUCAGUGUAGUUAUGUUACUGGGCAAAGAGUACGACGUGCUUACCAGAUCUGCGAACUCUACAGCAGCUUGUACUCUGAGCGCUCAAGGCGUAGUCUAGUGAGUAGUCUGUGGAGAAAAUUUCAGAACAGGCAUUCCAGGACCUGCAAGCUUGUGGCAGCUUUGGCUGGCGUCUUUAUGUGGGAAGAAGAAAGAAUCCAGGAUGAAGAACUGCAGAGAUGUAUGAGAGACAUGAAAAACAUUGAGCGGUUGAACAAGCUUAUGAAGACUGGCCAGCAAGUUCUGGAAAUGCCUGACCAACCUAAGUGUGGAGAGUGCAACUCUAGCCUACCUGUGGAGCAACCGUGGGAGAUUGUUAUGAAUCGAAGAAACUUCCUUGUGUGGAGGAGGCCAAUCACAGGUAGUCAUCUGUAUGAAUAUCGAGUUUUAGGAUCAUAUACAGAUGUCACGCCCAGACAAUUCUUUAAUGUGCAGCUAGAUACAGAAUACAGAAAAAAAUGGGAUUCCCUAGUCAUUAAACUGGAAGUGGUUGAGCAUGAUGAUGUCACUGGGUCAGAAGUCUUACAUUGGGUCACGCAUUUUCCUUAUCCAAUGUAUUCUCGGGACUAUGUCUAUGUUCGAAGAUACCAGGUAGACUAUGAAAACAACUUAAUGGUUCUUAUAUCAAGGGCUGUGGAACAUCCUGGCUUACCAGAAAGUUCAGAAUUUGUACGGGUGAGGUCUUACCAGUCUAAAAUGAUCAUUAGACCACAUGCAUCCUUUGAUGAGAAUGGGUUUGACUAUUUGUUAACCUACAGUGAUGACCCUCAGACUGUAUUUCCACGCUACUGUGUCAGCUGGAUGGUUUCUAGUGGAAUGCCAGACUUUCUAGAGAAGCUUCACACUGCUGCUUUGCGUGCCAAGAACAUGGAGAUUGAAUUGAGAGACUAUAUUUCAAUGAAGCCUGUGGAAAACAAAAUGGCAUCCAGUGCAGAGCGCAUGACUGAGAAGAGUCGUGCAGGUCAGCAGCAAAUGGAGUAUGCCUAAGAAAGUUUGGAAGAAAAUGUAUAAAGAAACAUGUUAGAGCUACUGCAAGCAAAAAAGAAUUCUAAGCCAAAAAAGCAACAAUUUUGUGGGAAUUUUCCCAAUAUGUUUGCAUAAUGCCUUCUUUUUAUUGCUGGGAGAAAUCGGUGUAGUUUGUAAAGAACUUCUAAUGACUACUAAUGCUGAUUUAACAAACUAAGCAAAGAACUGAGCUCUGACUCCCUUUUCAUCUUUUUCUUAUUACAAAUAUGGAACUCUAGAUAAUGAUAAUCAUAGGAUGCUUUCCUCUUCUUUUGCAGUCACCAGCAUAGUAAAUAUUUUUUCCAUAUGACUGUAUGGUAAUAACUGUCACAUUUUAGAGCUGCAUUGGUUAUAAAUUUCAGAUUUUAGUCCUGCCUUAAAUCUACAUUCCUGUGGCGGCUAGGUUGGAAAAAAAGAAGAAAACCACAUGAUUGUUGAUCAUAAUGUUACAAAUCUGUCCUUAGAUUUCUACAGUUAUGAUAAUGUGCACCAGUCCAAACUAUUAGAAAAGUCCAAGACAUAGAUUCCUAUUUCUGUUUUUUUUUUUGUUUUUUUUUUUAAUGGAAUUACUUUUUAAAUUUGGUUAUUGGUGUCAUGUUUUCAUUUUAUUUGUUCUGUGUAGUUUGAAAAGGAACAUAUUUGAAACUGAAGUCUUUUUCUGGGAAAAAUUCAUUAGGAUUGUGACUUCAGAAGUGCCAUGAUUUCACUGGUGCCUACAUAAUACAAUCAAAUGCUGUGAUGUCUGCAGAAUUUGUAAAUAAGUAUGCAGUCCUGACAUUUUGGAUUGCAGUGUUUGUAGUGAUACUUACUCAGGCUUAUUUAUAUCAAAUACAAAUAUACAGAAGCUUAAUGUACCUUUAAAUUAUAUGCACUUCCAUUUCUUCUCCUGUUUCACCAUGCUGUUAAUUCACAUGACACCGCAGAGGAUGUAGCCAAUGUUUACAAAAUUUAAUUUUCAUGACCUGUCAUUUAAAAAUUGAGUUGCAACUUUCAAACAUAUGAAAUUGUAUCUCGGUGUUUAAUUCUUCUUUCUCUCACUGUUUAUCACAUUCUCAUUGUCUCAAUUUCAAUUACUUAUUCCCUGUCUUUCUUCUGUUUUUUAUUGCUUUUAUUCCCCAAGACUUUGCAUUGAUAUCUAUUACACAUCUGUGUCUCCAAUGUUGUUAAAAAAAAUACACAAUCCUAUGAUGUAUUUCUGUGUUUAAGCUGUCAUCAUCUACGUUAAAACUAUUUUUUUCAGUUUUUAAAAACCUUUUUAGUUAAUCAAUGAUGACCACCUUUUGAACAAAACAUUAUUUUUUACUUAAUCAGUGUUGGCCUGGGGGGUGGGGGGUGGGGGUAGGAAAUAAACAGAUUGUUAAUGUAAAAAUAGUUAAUUGUAUUGUUUGUGUAUGCUGUGUAAUUUAGCAUGGAAUGUGGAGUUUAAACUCCUCAGAAUCAAGAUUGAUAUUUUUUUACUUUGUCGGACCUCUCGAAAUAACAGAAGCUUUUUAACACUGACAGAAUGGUCAAACUAGUGAUUUCAAACCAGAGCUAAUCUUUAAAUUAAUGUGAGCAACUGUAUGCAAAUGAAGCAAGUAUUUCUUUGUAGUUCGUUAAUGCACCUAUCAUGUGACAAUGACUGACUGUUAUCUCUCACAUUCUAUUAUACAAAAUUAGGAAAUGAUUCCACAGAACUGAAAACUGUUACAUAGUACAAUAAUUACAUGCCUGGCCUUUCUGAAAUAUUAAAGGUUUAUGUGGCCAUGCACUUCAUAAGUGUUAUUUUGUUGUUAAAAAGGGGGGGAUUUAGAAACUAAAUUGUGUGGAUAUGCAGCUGUACUGCUUCAGAGAAAAAAAUUAAUGAGCACAGCUUUCCAGUUUACUUCAUAAGUCUAAGCUUGUAGCUCCUGAAGAGGAAAUUUUGUAAAAGAAUUAUGUUUGCACUGUUUUCUGUCCUAAGUGUAUGUCAAAUUGAACAAGCUAUUUGCUAGGUACAGAAUUAUUGCAGAGUUUGAUUUUGUUGCCCUGUUAACACUGACUGUGAACUCUUGCAGCUGACCUGUUUUUGCACUGGAAAUGACCGUGUCAGUUAAUCUGUGGCAAAUUCGAGCCUUUUAUAUUUUAGAUCCAUGUAACAUUAUAGUUGUUUUUGAAAAAGUGUAGACAGUUUAUAAAAGGACAGCGAUGUGACUGCCUUGUCGUGUUAUGUGUAAGUUGGUUUAUUGUGAAAGCAUUUUUUUACCUCUUUCUUUGAUGUAAAAAGAUAAGUUAAAUUGAGAGGGGUUGUUUAUUGUGCUUGUUGCCCAGACUCUCUCUUUAUUUGCUCUAUCUGAAGUUUGUUUCUUAAGAUUGCCUAUCCUGCUGCACUAUUAGAAGGGUAUGAUUGUAUAUUUAUUUAAGAAACUGGAAUACUGAUGGUAUGAAGUACAAUAUGUGCAAAUAGUAACAAAUAAAGUGAGUGUGUUUUA